CGGCCGGACACUAAUGCAUGUAACACCCGGUGUUUGAGUUGUGUGAUGGAGUUUCGCUGACAGACAGACAGUACCGCUGCGUUGUAUUUCUGUUUUCACUCCGUCUGUCCUCCAACUCGGCGGUUUCUACCGGGAGCUCUCGGUCCAGCGACAUGGCGGAUAACAUUAUCAUCAGGGUACAGUCCCCAGAUGGGAUGAAGAAAAUUCCUUCUACCAAGAGGGAGACAGCUGCUGCUUUUCUGAAAAAGGUGGCCAAAGAGUUUGGGUUCAACUCCAACGGGUUCUCAGUUUACCUGAACCGCAACAAGACCGGAGAGAUCCUGUCCCAGAACAAAACGCUCAGCCUGCUGAAGAUCAAGCAUGGGGACAUGUUGUUUCUGUUCCCUUCAGCGUCCUCCUCCUCCUCCGAGGUGAUGGACACGGCUACCCCGCACACAUCUUCGUCACUACCAUCCCUCUCGUCCUCCUCCUCCUCGUCCUCCUCCUCUUCGUCCUCCAUGAUCCCUCGUUCCUUCUCGGCGCCGCAGGUCCAGGAGGACGAGAUCGAUCAGUAUCUGGCCAAGCAGGACGGCAAAAUCUACAGGAACAGAGAUCCACAGCUAUGUCGCCACGGCGCCCUUGGAAAAUGUGUGCACUGUGUACCAUUAGAGCCUUUUGACGAAGACUACCUGAAUCACCUGGACCCUCCAGUGAAGCACAUGUCAUUCCACGCGUAUCUUCGCAAGCUGACCGGUGGAGCCGAUAAAGGGAAGUUUGCGGCUCUAGAGAACAUCAGCUGUAAGAUAAAGUCCGGCUGUGAAGGUCAUCCUCCCUGGCCAGAGGGGAUCUGCACCAAGUGUCAGCCCAGCGCCAUCACACUCAACAGACAGAAAUACCGACACGUGGACAACAUCAUGUUUGAGAAUCACACCAUUGCUGAUCGCUUCCUGGACUUCUGGAGGAAGACGGGCAGCCAGAGGAUGGGCUACCUGUACGGCAGAUACACCGAGCACACAGACAUCCCUCUGGGCAUCAGAGCUGAGGUGGCUGCCAUCUACGAGCCCCCACAGAAUGCCACUCAGAACAGCCUGGAGCUGUUGGAGGAUCCCAAAGCUGCAGCUGUGGAUGAAAUUGCUGCUAAACUGGGGCUGUGCAAGGUGGGAUGGAUCUUCACCGACCUGCUGUCCGAGGACACGAGGAUAGGAACUGUCCGCUACUCGAGAAACAAGGACUCACAUUACCUGAGUGCAGAGGAGUGCAUCACAGCGGGAUACUUCCAGAACAAACACUCAAACCCCUGCAAACUGUCUCGAGACGGACACUUCGGAUCCAAAUUUGUGACCGUCGUCGCUACAGGCGGUCCAGAUAACCAGGUGCACUUUGAAGGAUACCAGGUGUCCAACCAGUGCAUGGCUCUGGUGAGAGACGAGUGCCUACUGCCCUGCAAAGAUGCUCCAGAGCUCGGCUACGCGAAAGAGUCCAGCCCUGAGCAGUACGUCCCCGAUGUCUUCUACAAGGACAAAGACAAAUUUGGAAAUGACGUCACGUUUCUAGCUCGGCCUCUACCCGUGGAGUACCUUAUCAUAGAUAUAACUACAACUUUUCCAAAGGACCCUCAGUACACCUUUUCCUCAACACAACGCUUCCCCAUCGAGAACCGCGACAUCCUGGGAGAAACACAAGAUUUCCACAGUUUAGCGACGUACCUGUCCCAGUGCACCUCGGCAUCAUUCCUGGACAUCGUGUCGGACUUCCACCUGCUCCUCUUCCUCGUCACCAAUGAAGUCAUGCCUCUGAGAGACAGCAUCGGGCUGCUACUCGAUGCCGUGAAGACUUCAAAUGAAGAUCUGGCACAGACCUGGAAGAAGUCUGAGCAGUGGGCCACCAUCGAGCAGCUGUGCAGUACCGUGGGUGGGCAGCCCUCCAGCUCUCUGGGUUACGGGGCCAUGGGCGGCCCCUCGGUUCCGGCCUCCUCCUCGGCCAUGUGGUCCUGCCUCCACUGCACCUUCAUGAACCAGCCCGGCACAGAGCACUGUGAAAUGUGCAGCCUGCCCCGCAGUUAAAGCCCUCCGCCCUGCUUCCACGCCCUGAUCAGCCACUGCUCCAGGACCAGCUGCAAGAUUCGGACGCCCCGUUUUCGUUCAGUCCCUCGCCUCACGUCGACGCCUCCGCCCUCCCCGCCUCGCCGGCUGCUCGAGGGACGCGCUCGUUUACAUCGAAUUUCACCGAGUAAAUAAGGUUAAACCAGACUGUUUUGUGUUUUGUGUCCCUCCUCACAGCGGCUCCGGUGAGCGGCGGGUUUUAGGUAAAGCACUUUUGGCCGAGGCCGCCCCAUCACCCCCAAAAUAAGCCUCCCUCAUGGCUCAGAUACAUCCUGCUGUGACUCAGGACGACAGCAAAGACUCAAGUGUUUGGAUGUUUUCUCACAUCAGUGCCGCUCUCACUCUCACAACGUCUUCUGGAAAAUCUUGCUGUGUAUAAAUACAUUUGAGGAAUGACACUGUUAUUUAAUUUUCUUCUUCUUUUUUUAAUUAUUAUCAGAUUGUAGCGCAUAUCUUAAAGUUUUGAAUCUUCAGCGUGGACUCUGCUCAGUCAGGUUUUUCUAAGUCUCUUUGGCCCUUAAAGCCCCUUAAAGUACAAUCAUCAGACCUGAAAGAGCUCCAGAGUUACCCCACCUCAGUAGAGAGUUUCUAUUUUCAGUAUUAAAUUAAAUCCCACGUUUUGACUUGACACCUAAAGAUCUUUCGCUGGUUUGUUGGAAUCGUAGCUUUUUUGGAUUUGGUGGUUUUGAACUUGAUCAGGCACAAUAUGUAGCUUAUUUUAUCAGCUGUAUUUUCUUUUUUUUCCUCUGAUAUCACGCCCAUCUCCAUCCUUAUCACUGACUCACAGAGUUUUAGCCGUGAGGUGCUUUAGAAAACAACUGGUGCUCGCCACUCUCCUCUCCGUCACUCUCACAUCCCCCAUGGUUCUUCUUCUUUUGUUUCCUUACUCGUUUCGGAGCGUAACCGAGGUUCCUCCACUAAAGGGCCCCUGCUGGGUUCAACCCCAUCGCUCAUCCUUCAAAGACUUUGCUGCUCAGAGUGCAAAGGGGUCGUCUGGGCUGCCGUAAAUCUGCGAGAAGGAUGGUGACGAUCUGCUUUUUAAAACUCAAAAGCUUCUUCCUGCAGGGGGCAUUAAGGACGCUCAGCAUUGCUGACAUUUUUUAUAGUUUUUUUUUCUUUUUUUACGGAGCUACGGUUGUCGGUGGUGGCAAAGGGGCUGAGAAUGAAAGCUCGUCUUGACUUAAGGGGUCAGUUCAACCAAAUUAUAAAAAAAUAAAACACACAAGACAUAUUUUAGUACUUAAAUAUAUCCAGAUUUAUCUCCACAACAUCUCCAGCCCAGGAUGUAGUGGUGAUGCCCCAGAAUAGUGACGUAGGAAUGGUAUUGGGGGACUAUUCAUAAGUUUAUUAAAAAUAGCUGUUUCAUUUAUUACACCAUCCAAAUUCUAAUAAAAUAAAACACAUAAGACAUAUUUUAGUUCUUAAAUAUAUCCAGAUCUCGACGGUGUUUCCAAGCCCAGGAUGUAGUGUUGGUGUCCCCGCAAGUUUGUCGCUUCUUACAUCAUCCAGAUUCUCUGCAAAAACAGACAUUUUCAGCAUGUAGGUUGCCUCUUGGAGGUUGUAGUUGUUGGUUUUUAAUAGCAAAGGGGGAUUUUGGAAAGAGAUAGUGGAGGGGGAGUAGAAUGACUCGUGAAAUGUUCACUAGAAAGUUCCAAAGUCAACAUCUGGUAAGUCAAGACUAACUCCACUCAAAUACAGCGGUUCUUUUACAGCAGACAUGUGAUAGCAGGAAAAGCACAGCUCAAGCCAAAACAUCCACCAUGAAAUUAAAGAGAAUGGAAAUUGAUUCAUUGGAGCUUUGGAAACUCAGACGAGUAAAAAUUCUUCAUGUAAAAAUGUAAAGUAAAAAGUAUUUCCCUGUGUAGUAAUUUCAGUGAACUGACCCUUUAGCUCAGUACAGUCAGCUGUAGGUGUAUAAGGACGGUCGGUUAAAGCUGGUUUCUUUUGGAUUUUCUGAAUACUGCGACCAAGUACCUGUUCUUAACAUCUGGCAGCCGCUGCUCAACAUCCACCCAGUUAGCAAAACCAAACCAGAACACACCAAUGUCAAUCCACACUCAACCUGUUUACAUUCUCAGGGCAUCAAAAGCUGCUGUUCCGUCAAACCUGCCGAUGUCUAGGAGAUGCAGACAAAGAUCAUAUUCACCACUGAUGGACGGGCUGGAGUUUUUCUGGUUUAAAUAAAAGCUUCAUAAGAAGGUCGAGCAGAUAAAGGUCACAUAGCUGCCGUUUCUUUAAGUUUAGGCCCCAAAACUACUUUCCCAUGUUUGGAAAAAGAUCCUGGUUUAGGUCAAAUUCACCCUUUCAAAGCAAACACCAGCUAAGAACAUUUAACUAAACACUUCUUAUGUCCAUUUCUGAUGAACUGCUGAACUACACUACAUGUUGAAAAGUGAUGCUAAUGGUUAACCGGUGAAUUAACCUGAUAAAGUGGCCGAAUAUGAUGAGAUUUUUUUCAUAGCUGGUGUCAUUUUAAGGACAAGGGUAUUGUGUGAUUAAAAGUUAGAUGCAUGACUUUGAUUAUGUGUAGUUAAUGCAAGAAAAAAGACAAAUGAAAUUGGCUUUAAUGCAUUUUUAUGCUAAUUUUGAAGUAUCACAUUAGAAAAUGCUAACAAAUAACAAAAAAUUCAAAAAUGUUGCUCUUCUCACUGAUUUUGCUCUCAAAGAUGCCAAAAUGUUGCUUAAUCUUCAAGUUUUAUUUUGCCGUUGUCGACCGACUUCUUCUUUUUCCCUGUUCAUUGCAGCUGUAGCGCCACCUUCUGACGACAGAAUUAAUUCUCUCCAAACCAGUUGACAGAAACGCACCCAUUCCACGUUAUCUUUUAGGUUUUUUUGUGACUUUUAAAAUGUUCACUUCAAAUUUUCUUGACAACGAAACACGGCUAGCGCUAACGAGCUAAAGCUAACAAGCUACACAUUUAGCGUAUUUUCUGCUCCUGAACCGUCCCGAUCGAUCCAGAAUCUCCUUUUAAUCAUGUCCUCGGUACGUCUCCCGCUGACUGAAGCAUCCUCAGGCCUUUUAUCACCACUCUUGGUUUCUUUUUCCAUCAUAACUUUGUGCCCUGUUGCAGCAGAUGGAUUUUAUCUCCAGACUGAUGGAUACUGAAGUGAGGUUGUCGACGGGGUUGUGAGCUUCUUCUAAGAGCGUGACAGUGAACAUAUUUUUAGUUGUAGUUUCAUUUUGAAAGCACCUGGACAAAAAAAAAAAAAAAGUAUUUUGUUUUCUUUUCACCCGGUGGUAUCACUCUUCCCCUGCCCCCCGUGUGGAUUGUUGAGAGUGAUUUCUCUGAUGUCAUGGUAACGGACGGCAGUGACCUUUUUCCUUUUGUAUCGAUCCGGGGGCCGUUUGCUGAGCAAGCAUGCUCUUGGACCUACAGCCGGUCCUCACUUUCCACUGAGCUAACUGAGGACCCUGAAAAUUGUAUGCUGUUGACCUGGAUUUGAAACAAAACAAUAAAAAAACAAAAAACAACUAAGAAGAUAA
This is a messenger RNA of Acanthochromis polyacanthus (spiny chromis), 5565 nucleotides long. RefSeq names its product NPL4 homolog, ubiquitin recognition factor (gene nploc4). The record is from RefSeq and is a predicted model, not a curated record. The transcript has 17 exons. Gene Ontology annotation, biological process: ubiquitin-dependent protein catabolic process. Gene Ontology annotation, cellular component: nucleus. Gene Ontology annotation, molecular function: ubiquitin binding; ubiquitin protein ligase binding. The coding region runs from base 153 to 2042 and encodes 629 amino acids. Lineage: Eukaryota; Metazoa; Chordata; Actinopteri; Pomacentridae.